AUGACUACAGGAAAUGCUUCACCACCUUAUGCACGAAUGGUUGGCAAUAAAUUUGAUGUAUCAGCUUAUUGUCAUGAACCAUUAGUUGCUGCACUUGAUCAUUUAACAAGUGUAAAAUUUGCACUUUUUUCUUUAAUUCGUCCAGCAUUAAAAAUUGCUGCUCGAUCAUUAUUUAUCGAAGAUGAAACAAUAACUGUUUCGAAUAUUCUAUCACAUUUAAAUUCUGAUGAACCAAUCGCAGCUCCACCACCUGAAGCUCAACGUCAACGACCAAAACGAUCAUUAGGUCAACGUUUAAUACAUUUUUUUACUGUUGGUAUUCCAUUAGCAAUUAUUAUUGGUAUACUUGCUGGUAUUCUUCAUUUUAUUAAAGCAGUUGCAAAUGAUCUUACAACUGUUAUUAGUGUUGGAUCGAAAUUAUAUUCAAUGAGUCAACGUGAUGUACAAUUUUAUAAAGACAAUCCAGAAUUGGUUCCACAACGUAAUGUCGCUAUUGAUGGAGUUAUUAAUACAGGUUUAAAUUUUUAUACACGUCGACUUAUAUAUCGAAAAUUAGGAAUGUUUUCAUUUAUUGCUAAACCAUUUAUGACACUUAUUGAAGGUAUUCUUACAAAACGUGUUAUUAAAUUUUGUGAUAGAAUUGAUAAUAUUCGAAAUCGUUAUGGUGGUAAUAAUAAUAAUCGAUCAACUGCACCAUCAGCACCACCACCACCAUCUUAUUAUAAUGAAAAAUCAAGUGGUGUAAAAUAUGAUUAA
This is a messenger RNA of Adineta steineri, 756 nucleotides long. Lineage: Eukaryota; Metazoa; Rotifera; Eurotatoria; Adinetida; Adinetidae. The record is from the annotation of a GenBank genome assembly.